GGUGCCCUGCGUUUUGUCUCCCAGGUUUCUGUCCCCAAAGACCUGGUGGCUGUGAUGAGUGCCGUGAGAGACGGACAGGAAGUCGAUCCUCAGGACAACAACCGCAUCAUCUACCGCUUCAGACAGCCGGUGGCCAUGCCUUCCUACCUGAUCGCCAUCGUGGUCGGAGCUCUGGAGAGCAGGGAGAUCGGGCCGCGGUCCAGAGUUUGGUCUGAGAAAGAGUUUGUGGAUAAAGCAGCGUUUGAGUUUUCUGAGGUGAGUCAUGACAAACACAACCAUCAUCACACUGGAUUAACUGUAACCAGCCCGAGCCUCACACUCAACCAGUCUGUCAACUGGAGAAGCUACGGAGACAUCGAAGUAUGUUACAGCAUAAAAACGUCCUGGUGUAGUACGUAAUUGGAAAACAGUCACCAUAAAGUGUGACAUAAAAAACAAAGUAUUGCAUGUUAAACAUAUCCGAAAACGUAAUUAUGUAGCAUGUCAAAAAUGAAGUCGUAUAGCAAAAAACAGCCAAAUAACCAAUAAUGCCAUACUAU
Messenger RNA from Plectropomus leopardus (leopard coralgrouper), 539 nucleotides. The record is from RefSeq and is a predicted model, not a curated record. Lineage: Eukaryota; Metazoa; Chordata; Actinopteri; Perciformes; Serranidae.